Messenger RNA from Podarcis raffonei (Aeolian wall lizard), 2535 nucleotides. RefSeq names its product ADP ribosylation factor like GTPase 9 (gene ARL9). NCBI's taxonomy places the organism in Eukaryota, Metazoa, Chordata, Lepidosauria, Squamata, Lacertidae. The record is from RefSeq and is a predicted model, not a curated record. Bases 141 to 863 code for a protein of 240 amino acids. Gene Ontology annotation, molecular function: GTPase activity; GTP binding. The transcript is spliced from 4 exons.
GCGAGAACGCGCGCGGCGGGUGCGCGCCCUCCGCCGGCCGGCGCCCCUUCGCUCCCUUCCUUGGCCCGGGCGACGAUGCCUCCCGCCUCACGGCAGGGGCGGCGCCCUGAGCCGCCUCCUUCCUCCUCCUGCUGCUGACUAUGGCGGGCAGCCUGCGGCAGGUCGCUCUGGUGGGGACGGCGGUUGCUGUUGCCGGCGGGGUCGCCUACGCGGUGUGGAGGAGCUAUUUCCCCUCAGAAGCUGCUCAGGGGCCCGAGGAGCAACAGCAACAGCAGCAGCCCUUACUCAGCUCUCAAGAAAGGGCCGCCCUGGGCUGCGCAAGGGCCCCCGAGAGCCAGGAUGUCCCACCAAGUAAGCAAAUCCUGGUUCUGGGUUUGGAUGGAGCUGGAAAAACCAGUGUGCUGCACUCACUAGCAACUAACCAAGUGAAGCGCAGCACAGCUCCCACGGAAGGCUUCAAUGCAGUGUGUGUCAGCACAGAAGAAAUGAAGAUGGAAUUCCUAGAAAUUGGAGGCAGUGAGUCUUUACGGGACUAUUGGAAGAAGUACUUGCCAAGAAUCCUGCUACUAAUCUAUGUUGUGGACUCAGCAGAUCAUGAACGCUUGCCUGUUGCAAAGAAGCUUCUGCAUCAGUUGGUCCAGAGUAACUCCACCUUACCUCUUAUGAUUCUAGCCAAUAAGCAGGAUAUUGAAGGUGCAUACUGUAUCACAGACAUUCAUGAUGCUUUGGCAUUAUCUGAAAUUGGAGAUGAGAGAAAGAUGUUCCUGAUCGGUACUCACGUAGCAGAAGAUGGCUUCGAGAUCUCUUCCAGCUUGAAAGACACACGGGAACUGAUUGCACAGCUGGUGUCAGAAGUUGUGUGAUGGAAACUGGAAUAGGGUACCAUGUUAGGACCUAGAGUAUUCCUGUCUUGCCAGCUUGCAGUCAUAAAUAGAGCUAUUUUAAAUUCAGAUCUUAUGAUGCUGAUGGUGGUGGUGGUGAUUCCUUGGGUAUGGAAUUGCAAUGAAGAUGAUUUCAAAGUCGUGAGGAACCUUGUGGUUUAAGUUGUAAAAGUAGAGUAUGUGUGUCUUUGAAAAACCACCCUGUUUUAAACAGGUGGAAAGAAAAUGGGAUUAUUGAACACUCCCAAGUUAAGACGCCAAAUACUGUAUAGACAACUGCUGUUGCCAUCAGUUAAGGCUCUGUUGUGUGGUGGUUUAUACUGAAUGAGAGGCUGACUUAUGGAAAAGCAGCACAAAUUUACAUAGGAAGGUGAUUUUGCUCAGAACGUAGAUCUACAAUCCAAAGAACUAGUUGUGUGUACCCUGACACAGGGAGGCACUGGGUUUCAUGUUUCUGAAGAACUUCAUGUAUGUUUUCUCUUAGGCUCACUUUCUUAAUCAGAAGGAUUUUUUAAAAAUCAGUGUAAGAGAUUUUCCUAUUCUUUUGAUUCUGCAAGACUCCCCCUAUUCAUUUUCUUCUUUCUGAUAUGUAGAUUGAGUGUAUUAUAGCCUCUUUUUAUAGAGGGUUUUGACAUAAAAUUGUUCAUUCAGAGAACCAUGAGACUUCCCAGUUCACUCACCUGUUUUCUUUGCCAUGAUGAAGGGAGUGAGAGAGAGAGGGAGAUCCCACAACCCCUUCAUGGCCUCUCUGCAGAAUAAUCCCAGGGAAAAACAAUAUCUGAACAGAACCACUGUCCUUAACCCUUAGUAUUUUCCUGCUUUUGUUAACUAGUAGUACUGGGGAAAUCUAGACAAAGACAUAAUGAAUUGUUGGGCUUUUCUUGUAGUCUGCAUACUUUAGUGUGGCCCUUUUGGCCAGUUGAUCUGAGUGGAGCUGGUGAGUCAGUUAAUUAGCUAACUGGCCAUUUUUCUCUGCACUGAUAAACAGAAGGGAUGGCAUUCUUGCUUUUUGAUUGAGACUCAGGGGAGGACGUUUUACAAGGAUUUCUACUUCUUUGCCAGCUCUGUGGCAAGAGGACAGGAAGAGCCAUUUCAGGGAGAGAGCAAAGACACUGGCAAAGGGAUACCCUAUCCUCUGUUGAGAGCUCAAGGGGAUGAGAAUGGAGGAAGCAGAAUUGCCAGCCAAGCUUGCUUGACCUCUCAAUUUAUUCUGGGCUGCAUUGGGCAGGGGACAUCAUGCCACUUAUUUACUAAUCAGGGCUCAAUGAACUUUUGUUUGGAUCUGCUGCCAUCGCAUACAAUUUCACCCUGAAAAUGGUAGCUUCCCCCUCAUAGGUCCAAAACACUGUUAUCAGGUGCCAGCAUUAGUAAAACAAAAUUCAUUCUCCCUCCCCGUCCCCCUGUUUAAUUUCUCAGGUGAUGUUAAUGCAGACCAACCUGUAUUGACAAUGACAAGAUAAGGAAAACUACUUAAAUACUGUACCUCUUAUUACACUGAAGGAAAUACUGUGUGUACAUAUAUCCCUAUUGGUAUAGAUGCCUUUCAAUGUUUUUGUUAACAGUAGAAAUUGUACAGAUGUUUUCUAGCAAUGUCUCCCCUCCAGUUGUAUGCUGAAGCACUUCCGUUAUAUAAAGACAGAAUAUUUUUAUUCUA